Messenger RNA from Callorhinchus milii (elephant shark), 4670 nucleotides. Its product is annotated as meiosis-specific coiled-coil domain-containing protein MEIOC-like. The coding region runs from base 337 to 3024 and encodes 895 amino acids. Gene Ontology annotation, cellular component: nucleus; cytoplasm. NCBI's taxonomy places the organism in Eukaryota, Metazoa, Chordata, Chondrichthyes, Chimaeriformes, Callorhinchidae. The transcript is spliced from 9 exons. The record is from RefSeq and is a predicted model, not a curated record. Gene Ontology annotation, biological process: mRNA stabilization; female meiosis I; male meiosis I.
UGUGUGAGGGGGAAGGAAUGGGAAGAAAUUUUUUUGUGUGCGCGUCGCUGUAUUUCCUGUGAAUUUGCCACGGUUGAAAGUGCGUUUCCUGUUAGCAACCCCGGAAAGGGUCUGCACACCGAGAUCGCCGCCAUCGCAGAGACCCGCGGUCUGACCGACAGGCGGCUGCUGGCCGGGACCCGACCUGGACCCGUUUUAAAGUCGGUGAGUCCUUAUAUUAACUGCAAUGAUCUGGAUGUGGAAAAGGGAUCUGCAUUUGGUCUCAAUGAGAAAGUGGCCAGCUCUCCUCUCCCCUUCAGUUAUUGUAAAUCACAGGUAAACUGGAGAGAAGAAAACAUGGAACAGCUUUUUUCAGCCUCUUUGUUGAAUGGAAUUAGCAAUUCUACACCUUCUGUUGAUCCAACCCUCCUGUACAACCACUGGUCUGUCUUUGCUGAUGAUUGUGCACCUCCAGUUGCUUUUCAGGAUGGAUCUAAACAAAGAACCCAGAUCAGUUUAUCCGAUUCUGGAAAUGUGCCAGAUUUGGUUCGAUUAGUCUCCAGCAUACUGGAGGAGCCUGAUAAGUCUGAUUCCUUUUCUGACUGGAAUUCAUCGUCCAGGUUGUUUCAAUCAAUUUGGUCAACUGCAAACGGGGACAGUACUGGAGCUCCUUUGAAGAACAAUGCACAAAGUGGUAGAAAUUCAGAUAAUCUCGGAAUUCAUGAAUACUACGAAGCAAAUGCUCAGACUCCGCCUGAAAAAACAUUUGACGACCUCUACCAUGGAUUUCACAAUCUGAAUCUGACCGAGCCAUGGAUGUCCAUAAUUAGUAAGGAUUCCAAUCAGUGCGAUUCUCAAUCCAGUGACGUCUCGCCUGUCAUGAGAAACGAUACCCUUUCACAUCAAGAAGGAUUUUCUUUACAGAACAAAGAAUUUGAACAGUGCUCAUGUGAUCAUGAAGAAGCUGAAGCUUACAAAGGUUUUGACAGAAGUACUUCCAAUUUUGGCAUCCGUAGCUUUCGUAACAACUGCAAUAUUAAUAACACAAAUGCAAGCAGGGAGCACUACAAUUCGGACCGAUUCAGAGACAAUAAAUUCAUGACAUUUGGGGAUAAAGAUCACAACAGAUAUCCGGAAAAUGGCUAUAGUUCACAUUUUGGAGAAACGUGGGGCAAGCUGUCGCACGAAAAUCAGCAAAUUCAAAAUGGAUACGAAGACUUCAACACCGCUCGUCUUCCAAAUGGUGCUUCUCUUUCACAGGUGGAUGUGCCAGUCCAGCAGUUUUCCAAGAACGGUCUUGUUGCCGACAUGAACCGAAAGUCUACUUUUCCAAAGAGGGAAAACCGUUCUUUAAGAGGCCAUUUUGAGAAUCCAAGCAAAAAUCUACGUCAGCAUUCCAUUGAAGAUUUCCCCAGGUCACCUGACUAUACCCAUUUAGCAAAAAACAUUCCUGAUACUAGCGACUAUAUUCCUCAGCCUUCCCAAGGGAACAUGUUAUGGUCCAAUAGCAACAUCUUGAGUCCUACAAAUGAACCCAAUGCAGUAUUUAGGAAACAGGAGAAUAUAAUUUCACCAAGGUCACACACUUCAAAGGUGACUACUAUAAGUAGCGGGUCACCAACACAGUUGUCAAUGUCUGGUAUCCUUCAGCCUAACUGUUAUCCUCCAAUAGUUCCCCUAAGACCAGAUGCUUGUCCAAAGGUUCCUAAUAAUACCAACUAUGAUUGGGGCUCAUGCAGUGCCAGUGUCCAAAUGCAAGAGCAAAACCAGAGGGGCAUACACUCACCAAUUGAGUCAUCUGCUACCAGGUAUGAUCAUUAUCAAAACCAACCUGUUAACUUUGGAACCAACUGGGCACCCCCUCAUAAUAUCAGCAGUGGGAUGCCAGCCAAAUAUGUUAGACACCCUAACAAGCAGGGAUCCAACAGCAGCAACAACAGGGAUGAUAGAAGAGGCCGUAAAAAUGGCUUUCCACCUUCUGUGCAGCCUGGGAUCUUUGGCCCCGAACGUCACCAAUAUAAUAAUUCCCGGAGAAAACCUGAACAAGAUGGCAGCAGUUUGUCUGAUUUCAUUAAUCAAUCAUUCAUCCCACCAUUCCCGUUCAUGAUGCCUGAUUUUAAGCAAAACCAAAAUUUCUCACAGUUUGGCCCACAGACAUUUUCACCUAAUUUUCCUUUGCCUCCUUCGGGAUUUCAAGUUCCCGAACUCAUUGACUAUUUUCAUUAUGAUGACUUUAACCAUCUACAUCCUUUUCUGAAUGAUCUUUUCUGUAGCGAAAUGACUGCACCCUACUUUGGAUUUCCACCACCCUUUGCCAAAUAUAGGCCCAUGAAGAAUCGCAGCGGCCCAGCAAAUGAACUUCAUGUUCGACUGGAGGAGUGUUAUGAACAGUGGAGAGCUUUGGAAAAGGAGAGGAAAAAGACUGAAGCUGAGCUUGCAAGAAACUUCCCUGGGAAACGAGUGUCUAGUUCAAACAACACUCCUGUUCCUCGCCUUCCUUCUAAUCCUUCAAGAGUAGACCGUUUAAUUGUUGAUCAGUUACGUGAACAGGCUAGGGUCUUAACUUUGCUUGGCAAAAUGGAACGUCUGCGUAGCUCUCCAGUUCAUGCUAAUAUAUCUACUACUCUUGAGUGUCAUUUGGAAGCUAUCCAUGUCACCCAAGCACGUCGUAAAGAUGAGAUAAUAAAUGCUGCAAAUCGACAGCGACAAGGAGCACCACGGUACAAUGAUGACAAGGAUGUUUUGGCCCUGGCAGCUGCCAUAAAGGAGUUGACCAUUUCGACCCGCAAAGCCCGCACUGCCCUGUGGUGUGCUCUGCAGAUGACUUUGCCAAAAAGCUCUUUGGGCAUUUUAGCCAAGCAAGGUGAAAUUGAAAAGGCGCUGAAAGAUCUGUGUCCGGAGAACACUGGAAAAAACUGCAUUCUGAGUGAAGACGAAGGGAACGUCGAGGGGAAAAUGCUGGAGAAGCCUGAAUCUGACUACCACGGAUGUGCAGAAAUAAAGGGAGAAAGCGUCUGCAACAGAGAAUGUCUGAUGAAAAAGUAAAAAUUCAGCUUUCGAUGUGCUGCCAAAUAUUUCAGAAAUCUAAGAGACGUGCUUAAAGCAAUAUUGCAGUUAUAUGUUUGAGGAUCUGGAAUCAGUGAAUUACAGGCAUAAUUUUAAAAAAAUUAUACAUUAACCUAGAAUUCUUCAGUUUUAUGAAAAAUGUACACAGAAUUUUUUUUAAAAAAGCGGGCAAGUUGAAUUUUGAGACGAGGAAGAAUCUGGUUGAAAGCUGCAGCUGAAUAAGAGUAGACAAUUGAGAUUAUUAACUUAUGAGAAAAUCCCUGCAAAAUGGAGUCUGUUUUUUUUUGCACAGUGGCUGUUUUUUUUAUAUACAUAACCACUUAUGUUUAAAACACAGGUGCUGUAUCAUUUUUUCUUACAGGAAUUGAGUAUUUUCAGCUGGGUCAGAAUGUUGCAUAACUUGUUUCUGUUGAAAGUUGAGACUGGCAAAUGCAGAAUAUCAGCAGAUACUAACUGCAUGAGACUAUACCGAGAGACACUUAAUAGUUGCUGUGCUUUUUCCCCAUUGUUACUGAAAGUUGAGUUUGAGUGGAAGAGAAAUGCUGAACAGACUUUUUUUCCAACUUUUGGAGGGAUAAGGGAGAAACUAUGAUGCUUAAGGGCUCUGUUCUAAAUAUUUCUACCGCCUCACACGCUGGUUGAAAUAUCUGAAUCCAGUAAAAAAAUUCCUGUUCCAUUUUUUUUUCAAAUUCUCGUCUCCGUUCGCCGCAGGGCUUGGAUAUUUAAGUUUAUUCAAGAUUAAUUAGUGAAAAAUGUUCUUAUACGUUUUUAGAAUUUGUUUUGCAAUAUUUUGUGUAUAAUUAAGCAGAAUAUUAAUCAAUAAGUUAUAUGUGGCCAAAUAAUUGAAAACACACAAAGUAUGCUUAGUAUUCAAAAUCUUUACUUCCUGAAUUAUUUAGUCAUGUCUACUUGAGGCUUGCACAACCUGGACCUAUCUUAUAUUUUGUAGAAAUAGUGGUGUGUGAAAUUCCGGGGGAAAUGUACGUUUGAAUAUUCUGUGGAAUAUUUUUUUUUUUUUCCCUUUCACAUAGAAUACUAGUUUUAACUUGGAUUUUCAUGCGUUGUUAUCCUAGCUAAAUCCUCCUUUUAGAUUGCCAGCCACUGAGAGCUGAAACAAUACUUUGAUAUCAUUCAAUAAUCAUUACUAUUCAUAAUAUUGGUGGUGGUGAGUUUGUAUAGGGAGGCUUGAGGUAAUUUAUAAAAGAAAAUUUUGAAGUUGAAUAAUUAAAGAUAACCACAUUAAGCUCUUGACAAACGUUAUGACUGUUUGAAACUUAAUUAGUAACAGUUUCUGUAGGUAGAAAUAAAAUUAUUUUCAGAGAUGGCAAGCUGGGAAAUUAGUUACAACUAUAGAUAUUGAUUGAUCAGCUCAGUCAUUUAGGAUGUGGGUAUCCAUAUAUAUUAUAUAUUGUGCCCCUAACAGGCAUUCAGACAUUCCUGGACUAUAUGGCUCAGUAUCAGAUGCAUAGUUAAUUUGUGAAACUGACACAAAAUAAGUAUUUAAAUUAUAGUAUUUUACCACUGUGAAAGAUCUUGUUGAAUCAGCCCUUUUUGUAGGGCAAAGUUACUUUUUUUUUAAUCAUCCAAAAAUAUUUCAUUCUUAAACUUGUUUUACAUUGACCUAU